This is a messenger RNA of Cynocephalus volans (Philippine flying lemur), 2253 nucleotides long. It is a transcript of the gene RPL7L1, whose product is annotated as ribosomal protein L7 like 1. The record is from RefSeq and is a predicted model, not a curated record. Gene Ontology annotation, cellular component: cytosolic large ribosomal subunit. The transcript has 7 exons. Gene Ontology annotation, molecular function: RNA binding; structural constituent of ribosome. Bases 306 to 1049 code for a protein of 247 amino acids. Gene Ontology annotation, biological process: maturation of LSU-rRNA from tricistronic rRNA transcript (SSU-rRNA, 5.8S rRNA, LSU-rRNA). NCBI's taxonomy places the organism in Eukaryota, Metazoa, Chordata, Mammalia, Dermoptera, Cynocephalidae.
AUUGUUCCCAGCCACGCCAUCGGUUUUGAGAAUAUAGCUUAAGUGAAGAGGGCUGGGUUUUGAAAGCGACACGGGCUCUAAAAAUCUUGGGAAGGGUGCGAAGAAAGCUUUGUGCAACUUUUGGCAGGAAUCAGGAGUAGCAAGACCUCUUUUCAGGGGUUCACUGCUGCUAAGUGGGCGCUGACUGUCCGGGUCGUCCAGCGUGAGGUAGAAUAGACGUCUCUAUGGUCAAGUAAACGUAGAGCGGUGCCUGCCUUCCCCACGUGGUGGAGGUGCGCACGAUCAGUAGCUGCAGCACUAGGAAGAUGGCCGAGCCCGAGCAAAGAAAAAAGAUCCCUUUGGUUCCAGAAAAUCUCCUGAAAAAGAGGAAAGCUUAUCAAGCCCUCAAGGCCACCCAGGCAAAGCAGGCACUUUUGGCAAAGAAGGAGCAAAGAAAAGGAAAAGGGCUCAGGUUUAAGCGACUGGAAUCAUUCCUACAUGAUUCCUGGCGGCAGCAACGUGACAUGGUGCGUCUCAGACGACUAGAAGUGAAACCUCAUGCUCUGGAAAUGCCAGAUAAUCAUUCCUUGGCCUUUGUUGUACGCAUCCAGAGGAUUAAUGGGGUGAGUUCACUGGUGCAGAGGACCAUUGCAAGACUUCGCCUGAAGAAAAUUUUCAGUGGUGUCUUUGUCAAAGUCACCCCUGAAAAGUUGAAAAUGCUGCGUAUAGUGGAACCUUAUGUGACCUGGGGAUUUCCAAAUCUGAAGUCUGUCCGGGAACUGAUCUUGAAACGUGGACAAGCCAAGGUCAAGAAUAAGACCAUCCCUCUAACGGACAACACAGUGAUUGAGGAUCACCUGGGGCGGUUUGGUGUCAUUUGCUUGGAAGACCUCAUUCAUGAAAUUGCCUUCCCGGGGAAGUAUUUCCAGGAGAUCUCAUGUUUCUUGCGCCCAUUCCAACUCUCAGUGGCCCGUCACGCUACCAAGAAUAAAGUGGGCUUUCUCAAGGAGGUGGGCACACCUGGUUAUCGGGGUGAACGCAUCAAUCAACUCAUCCGCCAGCUGAACUAGACCCAGAGUAUCUGAAAGCACAGUGCUUUGGAAACAUGUGUUUUUGUUUUUGGAAUUAUCAAGUAUCUUCAGUGAAGAUUAUUUUCUGCUUUAUCUUCAAGAACUGGAGGGGAAGGAUCAGGGAAAAGAUAGUAGGUUUUUUUCAUGGCAGUCACCUCUCAUCACAGCCCAGUUCCAAGAAAAGUUACAGUGUUUUCCAUGUUGCCUUCGCCUUCUCUGAAAUCAGCACAUACCAUGGAGGAAGGAGUACUGCUUUGUCAUGUCUUCUAUCAUGGGGUUUAAAGUUGGUGAAUAAAUAACCCAAGCAUGUGUACAAGAUUCCCCGAGACUCCUGCAGCAGUGGACCACCCCAGGGGCAUCCUUGAACCUGGGGGUUUCUAGGGUCUUGUUUUCAAAAGACUUGAAAUACAAUUAGGAAAAAGAACGUAGAGCUGACCAGUUAGCUUGGUUGAUUAGAGCGCAGCCUUGUAACACCAAGGUCAAGGGUUCAGUUCCCUAUACUGGUCAGUCACUCACAAAAAAGAUAAAGCACAAAAUCAAGUGCUCAGUUUUCUCUGCUAUGAGUCUGUGUUCCAACUUUUCAGUAAUGGCUUUGAGAGCUCUCAGACUUUGCUGGCUCUAAGUAUAUCUGCUGGCUUUUGUAUCGUAACCUGCAACUGUCCUUUUCUUUCCCUCAGAAUAUGAGAAAGGAAGGACCCUUUUGUCAGGAAAACAUGCAUAUACUCAAUUGUUUGGAAUUUUGAGGCGUUCAUAAACCCUUCUCCUUGGACCUCUGCACCUUACGUGAGGAAGUCCUCUUAUCAGGAUUGGUCAGCCAGAUUCUGAUCUUGCUAGUCUCUGGGUCCGUGUCUUGUGGAAGACCAAAGCUUACUGAGAUAGCUUUUUCCCUUCAAGACAAGUGGAUGCUUUCUAUUAAGAACACAGUGGCAGAUUGUGUUUCCCCUACCUGUCUAUAAGUCUGAGAAAUAACCACCAUUUCCCCCCUGGUUUUGUGAUGGAACUUCCUGAUUUCCCUGAUGUUCAGUCCGCUCCUUAAAAUCCAGAUUCAGCGGGCCGAGCCCGUGGCGCACUUGGGAGAGUGCGACACUGGGAGCGCAGCGACGCUCCCGCCGCGGGUUCGGAUCCUAUAGAGGACUGGCCCGUUCACUCACUGGCUGAGUGCCGGUCACGAAAAGGACAAAAAAAAAAAAAAACAGAUCAGGAA